UGGAGUGUUACAAAUACCAAGUUUUAGCUGUGGCUACGGAGGCAAAAUCUAGAGAAGAGUCUCAAAAUAUUAAAAGUGGCAAGAGAGUUACGUUUGAUUGGAGUUUUAACAUUGGAGAACAGGCCCUGGAUGUUUCUGUGAUAUCAUUUCCCACCGCUCCACCCUCUAUACUAGUCUUAGGAGAAAGAAAUUUAUUCUGUCUAACAGAGUCUGGACAGUUGAGAUACAUGAAGAAAUUUGAAUACGAUGUUAGUUGUUUUAAUCCAUAUGCCUCUAUUACGGAGGGAACUAUAAAUUAUUUAAUAGCGUCGCACACACAGACGUUAAUGGUAUAUCAAGACAUAUGUCUCAAGUGGGCGGCUAAAGUUGACAGCGUGCCCGUCAUGGUUAGAGUUGGAAACUUUCAGGAUCUGAAAGGAAUUGUGGUGACAUUAAGUGACUCAGGAAGGCUAGAAUGCUCAUAUAUGGGCACGGAUCCAGCCCUGUUUAUACCACCUCCCGUGGAAGCCAGGGAGUUGAACUAUGCUGAUAUGGACAAAGAGAUGGCGCAGUUACAGAAAAUAAUAAAAGAGAAACAGGCAAAUGCAGCAAUUAUGCCUAAUCUGUCUGGAAAAGAAGAAGAUUUGACGAUUAAUGUCCAUGUAUCACCCAGUUUAGAUGAUGUAUCUGUAAGUUUGUUUUGA
Molecule: messenger RNA, 683 nt
Organism: Ruditapes philippinarum (Manila clam)
Lineage: Eukaryota; Metazoa; Mollusca; Bivalvia; Venerida; Veneridae
Product: protein PTHB1-like
Exons: 7
Coding region: 228-683 (151 amino acids)
Biological process (GO): cilium assembly
Cellular component (GO): BBSome; membrane
Source: RefSeq, a predicted model, not a curated record